CCGGAGGGAAGUUAUCAGUGCGAGAAUUCUUUAAGAUGUAUUCCAAGGUCGUAUUUAUGCGAUGGUCUUGACCACUGUGGCGAUUGUAGUGAUGAGAUAGAAGAAUGCGAAGUACCAGUGAUGUUUCGUUGCCCAAACGAUAUACGAAAGACUUGCCUGCAUUGGUCUUAUGCGUGUGAUCCAUACGCCGACUGUCCUAAUGUGGAAGAUGACAUAUUUACAAUUGGGCCUGGAUUUAAAUGCCAGAAGCAGUACGGUUUGACUGAUGUGAAAAGGUAUUGCAUUCUUCCACAAUGGAGUCUAAAGGAUUCCUAUUUUUCGUGUGAUGAUCGUUCGGACCUGUGUUAUCAAAACGACACAUUUCACUGCAGUCUAUGCUUAGACGGAAAGACUGUAAUAGCCCCAAGACAAAUUUGCGACGGAAUAUUUGAUUGUCCUGACUUAUCAGACGAAUGUCUCUGCGUGGCGUCAUCUUUGAAAACUGCCGAAUUGUGCAACAAUGUCUGCUACGGAUACCCGAGUUCUCCUUGCUCAAAAUGCAACGAAGAAGAGGUCUUAUGCGACGGGAUAUGCUUACCAUACAGUAAAGUCUGCAACGGGAUAGUAGACUGUCAUAUCUCUUCAAUUGAUGAGCGUUGGUGCACUGUAGAGUCUAGAACCUUUAUGCCAAUACGACCAAAAGACUUUACUUGCGAGCCUACACCUGAUAUACUUCAAAGAGCGAUAGACCAUGGGAAUUUGGGGUAUCUGGCGAACAAGAGCUUUCCCGUAAUGGCAAAAAGCUGUGACGGAAUUACGGAAUGUAGAAACAUGGAAGACGAAUGCAGUGAAAGAGCGAACUGCGAGAAUAAACCAAAAGUCUGCACUGAUAUACCAAUAAUAUGGCAAGAAGUUUCACCCAGUUUCGCCCCCGGGAUGACACAUGGCGUUCUUAUAGAAAUUCGACGUUGUAGUGGGUUAUACAAUUUCGUAUUCGGUUUCUCAGUUUGCAAUGGAAUGAGCGAAUGUCUAAAUGGAGAAGAUGAACGGAAUUGCACAGAACGCUUUAUAUGCGAUGCUGGUCAGCGUGCAUGGCUAUCAGGCACAAAAAACAUGGUGAGCAUUGCAAACUCGCAGAAGUGCGACGCUGUCUACCCUCCCGACUGUCUUGAUUCGUCCGACGAAAUUAACUGUAGUGACUCCACACACUUUUACUGUGAAAGUGGAACUCCUUUCUUUGUACGUCGAGACCAAGUGGUGGACGGUAAAAGAGAUUGUGCAGAUGCAUCGGAUGAGUGCCCACCUGAUAUGUUCCAAACCAAUGCACUAUCUUCACGGGAAGAACUCAUUAAAGUCCCAUUUUUAAGAGCAAUGGUAUGGUUUAUGGCUUUUGUGGCAAUCAUAGGAAAUUGUGUGGUUUUUAUUCUUUCAUCAAAAUCUCUUAUUAAAAACUCGAUAAAAGCGCAAAAUGCAAGAGCUCCUGGAGUCGUUGUGAUCAACAAGCUUUUAAUUCUUAAUCUUUCCAUUGCCGACUUGCUUAUGGGAAUUGCUCUGUUGAUUAUCGGCAUCAAGUCGGCUCAAUUUUCGGGACAGUACUGCUGGAGAGACCUGCUAUGGCGCAGUAGUACUACAUGCGAUGUCAUUGGAAUUUUGUCCGUGCUCUCAUGCGAAGCGUCGGUUCUCUCUCUCGUAUGUUUAACUUCAUAUCGUGUCUACAUGAUCUAUUUCCCUUUUAAAUCAACGACAGUUAGCACCAAAGUGGCGAGUAUCUGGAUUAUGUGCAUUUGGGUUGUAUGUUUUAUUUUGGCCCUUCUGCCUCUGGUAGACCAGCUCUCUCGUUACAUGGUGGAAACAAUGCUAAUUAAAACCACGCCCUAUCUAACAACUGAAAUAAUUCGGUUCAACCAGCUAUUGGAAUUUACAAAAAGGAUUUCCGCUACUCAACAGAAUGUCAGCGUCGAUGGUAUAUUAACGACAGGCUCCUGGUCAGUUUUGCAGCGUUUUCUCAGUGACAAUUUUCCUAAAUACGUACCUGAACGAGUUGGAUAUUUCGGUUACUACAGCGCAAGUGCUGUGUGUCUGCCACGUUAUUUCAAACUACCGACUGACCAGUUUGAAAUCAAUGCAAUUUCUCCCGUUAUCAUGAGUUUUAAUUUCAUUGCACUGCUCUACAUCUGCGGUGCAUACGCUGCGAUUUAUAAAAGAACAUAUUCUGGGAACAUGGCAGUAAAUACAGCACAAAGGCAACACACGGAACAGCGCCAGAAAAUCGCAAAAAAGAUGCAACGAAAAAUUUCGAUUCUCAUUCUCACAGAUUUAUGCUGCUGGCUUCCAGUAUGCCUCAUGACUUUUAUAAGUCUAAGAAAGGCAGGUCUGCAUGACUCCGUAUAUUCCUUUUCUGCGAUCAUUCUCUUACCGAUAAACAGCUCGCUAAACCCAAUCAUCUACACAGAUGCAGUUCCAAAACUUUACACAAAGCUAAAACAAAUCGGGUUGCAGGUCAGGACAUUGGUGAAUAAUACGCAAACACAAAUUACAUCCACAACUGGAAUUCCCAACGUGACAACAACAUCAGUAUAAUUGAAUGUAACAGUCGUUAUUACACGGGUGUAAUGUUUCAUACAUCCGUGCC
Molecule: messenger RNA, 2611 nt
Organism: Ciona intestinalis (vase tunicate)
Lineage: Eukaryota; Metazoa; Chordata; Ascidiacea; Phlebobranchia; Cionidae
Source: RefSeq, a predicted model, not a curated record